ACCACUUGUCCACUGUGCCAAGCUAACGACACAUUGGGAAGCAAAUGGAACAUUAGACCAUUACAUGGCUGUCGUUUGCUCCCUGUGACACUAGAAAUGGUCGAUCCCAUAUCCCUUCUAAUAAAUUGACAGGAGGAAACAGCACAGAAGUCCACUCCAAAGCUUCCCUGAAUUGGAUGUGUUUUCAUUGUACCAGACAGGUGAUUUUGUGUCAAGUUCCAGGAGCAGCUGGAGCAGAGAGAGGGAAAACGUGCCCGGAUCCACUAUUGACCUCCAUCUCCGGACACACACAGCCUUUGUCAUCAGCCCUCAAAAGAUGACGGAGACCAUGUUUGGGACAGGGAAAGAUCAGUGGAUCUGUCCCAACGACCGGCAGCUGGCCCUUCGAGCCAAGCUGCAGACAGGCUGGUCUGUCCACACCUUCUGUACAGACCGACAGAGGAAAAGACAGAUGCUGGAGCAGCAGGAGAUGGAGAACAUCCUUAGUGUCAUCCGCAGGGCUGAGGAACUGGAACAGAUUGAACAGCUCCGCAUCGGGAGGCUGGUGGAGCGUCUGGACAACAUGAGGAAAAGUGCGAUGGGAAACGGCCGGUCCCAGUGCCUGCUGUGUGGGGAGGUCCUGGGCCUCCUUGGAACCCCCUCCGUCUUCUGUCAGGACUGCUGCAAGAAAGUGUGCACCAAGUGUGGCAUAGAGCCCCAGUGCAGUCAGAAGAGAACUCAGUGGCUGUGCAAGAUCUGCAGUGAACACAGAGAGGUGUGGAAGCGCUCUGGAGCCUGGUUCUACAAGUUCAUGCCCAAGUACGUGUACCCUGGGAAGGAGGGGCCGAGUGGUGCUCCUCUGGGACUGCGAGGAGCCAAUGGAGGAGGGCAGAAGAUGGCUAGGAGUUCCACUGUCAGCCGCACCUACACAUGGGCACACAGCAAAGCGGUGUCUAGUGGCAGCGACAGUGAGUCGGACCACAGUGAAGGAAGCGUGAAGAGCAAGGUGUCCAGCCAGGGUCUCCCUGAGGGCAAGCAGCAUACUGACUCAGUGUUCAGUGGGGGGAGGAUUGGGACACCCACAGGGCUGGGUUGGGGACCACAGGGCAGCCUGCUGUCAGAGAGCCGCUCCAGCCUAACCAGCAAGCCCCCCCACAGCACCGCUCCCCCUGAGGACUACGACACAGACCACAGCUUCCCCUCCCCCAGACAAUGACCCAAAACAUACCUCCAGGCUGUGUAAGGGCUAUUUGGCCAAGGUGAGGGAUGGAGUGCUGCAUCAGAUGACCUGGCCCCCUCAAUCACCCAACCUCAACCCAAUUGAGAUGUUUUGGGAUUGACCGGAGAGUGAAGGAAAAGCAGCCAACAAGUGCUCAGCAUAUGUGGGAACUGCAUUCCUCAUGAAGCUGGUUGAGAGAAUACCAAGAGUUUGCAAAGCUGUCAUCAAGGCUACGUUGAGGAAUCUUAAAUAUAACAUGUUUUGAUUUGUUUCACACUUUUUGGGUUACUACAUGAUUCCAUGUGUGUUGUUUCAUAGUUUUGAUGUCUACACUAUUCUUUUACAAUGUAGAAAAUAGUAUAAAUAAAUAAAAACUCUUGAAUGAGA
This is a messenger RNA of Oncorhynchus keta (chum salmon), 1585 nucleotides long. Its product is annotated as rab effector Noc2-like. Lineage: Eukaryota; Metazoa; Chordata; Actinopteri; Salmoniformes; Salmonidae. Gene Ontology annotation, molecular function: small GTPase binding. The record is from RefSeq and is a predicted model, not a curated record. Gene Ontology annotation, biological process: intracellular protein transport. Bases 317 to 1195 code for a protein of 292 amino acids. The transcript has 9 exons.